CCUCCCUGCACAGGACAAUAGAGGCGCGGAGAAGGGAAGGGAAGAGAAGGGGGCAGAGUGGGCAUCUCCGGAUCAGCACUUCUCUGUGCUUCAUCCAGAGCAGUAAACAUGGACGAAUGGCCGCCUCGGGCACUUCUGUGAUGUUGCUGUAAGAAUGCCGCCGCCGCGGAUUUCCCGAUUCUUCGCCUUUUCGCUUCUCUUGUGCGGCGUUUGGCUGAAAUCCGCAGCGCAGAGAGGAGCAGUUGACGUACUGAUUAAAGUACAGAUCUUUGACAACAGUGACCUUUCACCUCAGAAAGAAGCUGCAGUUCAGGUGCAUGGGAACCAAUCCGUCUUGGCAUCUGGCCUCACAGGGGAGGACGGUAUUGUCACAGUUACCUUCUUGUACCGACCAGGAACCUGGGUCAUUGUCUCAGCCUCCAAGCAUGGAUUUGUGACGAACUCCGCCCCUUGGCAUGCCAGUCGCAUCCCCUUGUAUGCUUCAGUGAGCCUUUACCUGCUUCCCCAAAGACCAGCUACAUUGCUUCUCUAUGAUGAUGUGGUGCAGCUCCUGCUUGGUUCUCCAGGUUCCAGAAGUCAUCCAUGGGUACAGCUCCAGAGAAAAGCCAUCGGACCCACAGUCAACGCCUCCCAAGUCACUCUCUCGGCCAUGCUCACCUCCACUAGGAGCCAGUACGAGCUCGGUGGCUUCCCCUAUCCCCUUGGCCUGGAGAACAACAGCACAGGCUUGAACAGUAGCUGGGUAGAGCUGACUGCAGUGGCUGCAGUUUGUGCCACACUCACUGGACCCAAUGGCACAGAGGUGCAGGUCUCAGAACCUAUCCAUGUUUCCGUCCCUCUUCCCUCAGACUCACCACUCAAAUCUGCCACCAGUGUCCCCAUCUGGAGGUUUGAGGACAGGACAGGUCUGUGGGUUAGAAGUGGUGCAGGCUACAUUAAGAAAGAUGGGUCUCACAUGACCUGGAGUUUUGUGGCUUCGCAUUUAGGAUACUGGCUUGCAGCUUUUCCAUCAGCUGGAGGCACAGUGCUGAACUCUGGCCUGAGAGAUAUCACCAUGUACCACACCAUCUUCCUUCUGACAAUUCUGGGUUUUAUGGCCCUACUGGUUCUCAUCUUGCUCUGCUUGUUGCUCUACUAUUGCAGGAGGAGAUGCCUGAAACCCAGGCAACAUCGCCGUAAAACGUAUAUCUCAUCUACUCUGGAGAGCUCCAAAAGGGACCAGGGUACAUCAACUUCUCACCUUAACCUCAUCAGCGGUGGACGUUUGGAGACAGCCUCCUCCACUGGAGAUGGUGUGAAAUCAGACCUGUCCUCUACGAGGGACUUGCACAGCUCACGGGAAGACUUUUUCCGGUGCAAGCAGCGCCAUUCCAAGGGGAACAGCAAACAAGGCGAGAGCUUCCCACUGCAUGUCACCUGUUCCACCAAUACCAACAACUUAGAUCUCCUUCUGCGAGAUAACCACGGCAGGAGUUAUAGUUCAACAGAUGAUUCUGAUGAUCGUAGAAACCAUCGUCAUCCCCAUAAUGCCAAGGACAACCAAGGUUAUACAUCUGAUCCUCCUUCUCCGCCACGGUUGCUCCCAUUUGCUGGUCACUACCAGGAGCAAAGGCGGGAUAGCAAGCCCCCAGAGUACUCCGCCUCUCAGGCUGCAGAUAACUUGAACAGACCUGUCUCCAUGAAUGCACAGCCAGGCCAGCUCAUCUUCUGCCAUUCCAUGGAGCAAAUGAAGGACAGCAUGUACCACAGUGUUGUUCCUACCUUAGUCAUCCCGGCACAUUACAUGCGCCUCUCCACAGAUCUGUCAUCCAUGGAACAGGUUGUGGAGAGGCAGCAGCAGCUGCAGCAUGAUAUGGAGGCCAUUCAGGUGAGCAUGACAUUACCUCACCAGCAGAGUCAACAGCAGCAGGAAGCCAAGCAGCAGACCGAGACAGAAAAAGCCAGCCAGCAGGGAGAGGAGUCACAGGAUCAAAACUGGAGUUCAGAUGCCUCCUCUGGCCCAGUCCACAUCCCUGUGCUGUUCAACGAAUCCACCAUGACACAGAUGAAUGGAGAGCUGAAGGCUCUCACGGAGAAGAAGCUACUGGAACUGGGCGUAAAGCCUCAUCCUUUGGCCUGGUUUGUGUCCCUUGAUGGCCGUGCCAAUUCACUUGUCCGGCACUCCUACAUUGAGCUGGGCAAUGAGCCUCUGCGGGCACCCCAGGAGCACCAUGCAGAGACAUACCCUGGGAACUCAGGAAGGUCCUCCCAGAGAAAAAGCAAAGAGGAAAGAAAGGCAAAGGAAGUGGGUGAGAGAAAGGCCCAUGGCAAGAUCUACUCUAAGCUCCCAGUCAUUGACACCACCCACCCCAGCACCAGCAGUGAGAGCCACACAGCCCCCUACUCACCAGAGGAUGGCUCCAUGGCACCACUACUUGAUGACACUCCAGAGUCCCGGGGUGGAACAUUUCCACGUAAAAGACGCAGCCGAGACUACAGUGCCCACAGUAGUAUCACAGAAGACCGCAGAGAUUUGGGGACCAGUCCAGAUGAUGAUGACAAUGAUGGAGAUGACAAGGACGAUGAAGGCGAGAAUAAGAAGAGCCCGUGGCAGAGGCGUGAAGAGAGACCGCUCAUGGUGUUCAAUGUCAAGUAGUCCCCACAAGCAUAAAUUUGUUCUAUCAUGAACUCUGCCAGUUUCCUUGUCUGGCACUUCUACAUUAAGUAGGGCAACAUGAUAUUGCAGUCAAUGAUCAUAAUGGUACCUUGUCUGCACCUUUGCCUCUCAUUGUGAGACUCUUGACUCACUCGUGGACAAAAAACAUGGAGGUGCCAUUGCUUUCCUUUGGACCAGUUUACAGAAAAAUUAGUCAGAUGUGGUUCACCACCAGUAGAGACAAUAUGAUUUUAACAGUGACUUGUCUCUGCUUGCCAGCUAGUACUUAAGGCUCAUAUUCUCUUGAAUGUCCUGCAGGUGGAGUAUUUUCUAGGAUGUGAACACCACUAAACCAGACUUUGGUAUUUUUUAAGCCUAGUCUUUCUUGAAAUAAUUCGGUGUGGUUAAAUUUAAAUGUCACUACCCUGAGGACAAUGUUUCUUCUUCUACCAGUAAAUGCUUCACUCUACUGGGAAUGACUAUGAGCCAUUUUUAAACUGACAUUGGGACAUAAUCCAUGGGCCUUAAAGAAUUUCUCAAAAGAGAAUGAACACCCAAAAAUUAUGAAAUGUUGAAAAGACAUAUGGAGUGAAUUGUGGUCCAUAGGUCCAAAGGUCUGGUGGUUUCUUUUUUUUCUCAAUCUGUUCAGGCUUUCAUGAAGGUUUGGAUUUCAUAUAAUUGGUAAUAAAAUAGAGAUGUGUGUUGUGUGUGUCUGAAUCAAACCCUCACAAAAGGGAGUGAAAUAUUGCUGGGUUAAUGUGUUUACUCUCCUUCUCAUUUAAUGCCCCUGAAUUUGCCCCUUUAGAAUUUGUCCUUUUAACCUGAUCUGUGUAAGCAAUUUUACAAUUCUUGAAGGCUUUCGUUUUUUGCAGCUUUACUGACUGUGUUAUUCUCUGACAUCCAACUGAAUCCAUAGGAGAUGCCCUGAGUCUCAUAGAAAAAAGAUUUCUCAAUUUCUUUUGAUGAUUAACAGUUCUAGCUUCCUAAAGGGUUCUACUUAGGGAAAGGCAACCCCUUUGUUGCAGGACUAUAUAUUGAUCUUUUUGGUGGAUAGUGCUGCUCCAUUUGCAUUGUGCGGCAAAAAAUGGUUUGGUGUACUGCAGCAAAAGUUCAAUGAAGUUGAACUUCAUGCAAAUAAUUGUGGCCAACAUAAUGUAUUUGGCCAACCAGGGGAAGACUUUUCAUUUGCCAUAACCAAAUCCAAAUAAAUGCCAGAGAAAUGCCAAGGACAAACAGAGAGAAGCCAUGCAGCAGCAUGUGACCAGAAAACGUGGACAUGUAGUGUUAGGGGGACAAACCAAAACACUUCAGCAUGCUAGAUGGAACCUUGUUGUCUAAGAGUUUAAUUGGCAGACUUUUACUUUAUAUGUGCUGGCUAGGAAAUCAAAAGAAUACUAAUACAGACUGUGACGCCAGCUGUAUUUCAUCCAUGGUCUAAUAGAGCCCCAAACAGACUUUAUAUAUACAACAGCCUUGUUCAUUUCUAUCACUGAAAUGCUGAAAUAUAUACCAGCUUAUUUUCCCAGAGGAUAUGUGACAUUUAUUGGCAGUUUUGAUAAAGCUGUAAAAUAAAAAAGGCUAAAGCUGCACUUAAUCAUUUUAAUCAUCAGCUUCUCUUUUUCCCCCUCAAAAUUCCCUUCCUGGCAUAGUGUGAAGUUGGUCCAAAUCAACUAUAGACCAGCUUGUACCUGGCUGUGGUUCUUGCACUUGGCAUCAAAAGACACUUGUAAUGCACAACUAGGCUUCUUCACUUGUCAAGAAGUGUUCUCCCAGUUUUUCAAUUUGGAAUGGUGAUGCAUGAAUGAAUUUACACUAGAGGAAGUUUAUCAGGUAUUUUUUUAACAUGUUUAAGUAUUGCUUAGUCAAGCGUGCUUACUAAACUUUGUGAACCACUUGUUUAAUAGCACUGUAGUAAACUUACAGUUUUACUUUGGCCUCAUGUUUUAUUUUGUCUGUUUCCUGAUCAUGACAUUAUCUUACUUUCAAGAUGUACUUAUCUCUUAAGUGUUUCAAAUAAUUGAAAUCAUUGUGUUAAACGAUUUUGAUUUUUUUUUGUUUGUUUUUAAAUAGCACUAUUUUUAGAAUAUAAAUCAGUAAGUCCUACCCUUAGCAUGCCAAAGUUCAUACUAAAUGAAGUACAAAUGAUGUACUAACAUCCUGUCAGCUUUCCUGUCACAUUCAGUCUCUCUUGUUGCCUCUAAAGUGCCUUUCUGUGUCAGACUCAGCCCCAGCCUUGUUGAGUUCACAUAAUUAUGUGUUAUUCAAAAUGACAAUCUGACAAACAGGGCCAGUUUUCCACAUACAAAUAAGGCAAGACUUUCUGCACUGUCAUUAUUUUUGCUUCAGCAAGGCAUAUCCUGUGUCUAAUAAACCAGCCUGAAGAUA
Molecule: messenger RNA, 5020 nt
Organism: Pangasianodon hypophthalmus (striped catfish)
Lineage: Eukaryota; Metazoa; Chordata; Actinopteri; Siluriformes; Pangasiidae
Gene: fam171a2a
Product: family with sequence similarity 171 member A2a
Exons: 8
Coding region: 155-2635 (826 amino acids)
Source: RefSeq, a predicted model, not a curated record